Molecule: messenger RNA, 1581 nt
Organism: Anoplophora glabripennis (Asian longhorned beetle)
Lineage: Eukaryota; Metazoa; Arthropoda; Insecta; Coleoptera; Cerambycidae
Gene: Twi
Product: twist-related protein 2-like
Exons: 1
Coding region: 61-837 (258 amino acids)
Biological process (GO): developmental process; regulation of transcription by RNA polymerase II
Molecular function (GO): protein dimerization activity; RNA polymerase II transcription regulatory region sequence-specific DNA binding; DNA-binding transcription factor activity, RNA polymerase II-specific
Source: RefSeq, a predicted model, not a curated record
AUGUAUCUUUGAAGUGUCGCCUAGUGACAAAGUGUUUCCUUCAGAGUGGACCAGACAAAAAUGUUCGAAACUCGAAGUGGCCCCGGGUCACCAGUGUACAGACAAUUGUCGCCAGCCAAUUCUUCCUCCGAGUAUGACCAAUACACUCCAACAAAAUUAAUGGAUUUAACCAAUUCGAGUGACAAAUACCUCCCAGCGACUUUGCCGUGCCCAGACAAUCAAAGUGCCUUCAAUGUUUAUCCAUAUCAUCAACAAAAAGACGUUCCUAAUGUGUACUUAAACGACACAAGAUUUUACGAGGACUAUGACAAACAUUACAGCGAUGACAGAAGAUUACCAUCACCUCACUACCAGGAUAGUAGACAUCAGUCCUUCGAGUACAAUGAGACCUUUAUUAAAGUGGAACCAGUCGAGGAGCCUGUGCUGAAGACAAGAACCAUAGGGAGAAAACGAAAGAGUUUGGAUUCCGACGACGAGAAUUCUUUUAAUACGAAGUCGAAAUCAAGGAGGAAAUCGCCGCAGAGUUUCGAGGAUAUCCAGACACAAAGGAUAAUGGCCAACGUGCGCGAAAGACAAAGAACGCAAAGCUUAAACGAGGCCUUCGCUAGUUUGAGGAAGAGCAUCCCGACUUUGCCGUCGGACAAGUUGUCAAAAAUACAAACUUUGAAGCUGGCAGCGAGGUAUAUAGACUUUUUGUACCACGUUCUGUCUACUUCAACUCCUGAAAAUCCCGGUGAAAGUGAUGUGUUAGGUAAUGUUUGUUCUUACACGGCCCAUGAGAAACUGUCGCGCGCUUUCAGCAUGUGGAGGAUGGAAGGUGAUUGGAACACACAGUGAAAAUAAAAGAUAGUGAUAAGGACUUGUAUAGAGCCAACGUUUCAAGAACUGGACUGUUGGUAAUGUUAUUAGAUUAUAAUCACAGUAGGGUACAAAGAGUUUAUUUAUUUUUUUUUGCAAUAAGUGUCUCAUCAAAGAUUAGUAUUAUAUUGUACUAUAGUAUUUGCUAUUUUGUUAAAAGUACACGGAAAUGUUUGGGGUCUUGAGCUGAUUUCUGAUUUUUGUGAUUUGCAUUUACCUACAAUGUUUGUACGAUUCGUUAGAAUUUAGCUGUACUUACUUAGUUCUUGGUAGGGGGUAUGUUUUUUGCCCACCAGUUGUGAUCUAUAUCCAUAAACUUCAACUUUAAGACAUUUUGUGAGCAGCAUAAAAAACGUAAAUAUGAUAUGAUGGGAACGACUACUUGCAGCUGUCGACGUAUUUUUUUAAUUUGAAGAUUGACGCUGUACUGGACUUUUUGUAUUUUAGGUAUGGGAGCAUCUCCCUUUACGACAACUGUUAAUGACGAUAUUCCAACUAGAUAUACCAAAUGUUAGUAAUUAAGUGUAAAUAUUACACAAAACUUUUUUAUACAAUUCCUAUUUCGUUUUAUAAAUAUUCGCCUUCUUUUGCUUCUAUGACUCAUUUAAUGAUACAUAAUUUUAUUAAGCUGUUAACUUCAAAAAGUAUAGGCCAAUUAUUAAAAAUUAAUUACCAAUUUCAGCCAAUUUCGAAAAUUUCCAACUUUUAAAGAUUUUGGAAAUG